CUACCACGUUCAAUCAAAUCAUUGACAUGUGGUCCAAUGUACGACGUGGCGAUCGAGCCCAAUGCGCUACCUAAAUCAAUCACUCGACUAAAGCUUGGUUCGCUGUUCAAGAAGUCGCUGCUGCCUGGCGCGCUGCCCGAGUCACUCAAACAUCUUGACAUGGGAGGCUACAACCUGUCGUUGGAGCCUGGAAUCAUCCCAUCUCAACUCGUAUCACUCAGAUUACGCAAGUUCCACGAGAGGCUUGUACACGACGCGCUGCCCCCGACGCUCACGGAGCUCUUGAUCGAUGCUCACUUCAAUCAAUCGUUGGAUGCAGUGUCGACGCUGCCCGCACUCACGCGACUUGAGCUGCCGCUCACGUACGACCAUGAGAUCGCGCCGGGACACCUCUCGCCGUCACUCACCUGGCUGCGACUGGGCAAGGGACACACAAAGGCGCCGAUCAUCCCCUCGUCACUCAAGUCGCUCGAGCUCAACUGCACAUACUUCAACUUCAUAGCGACCAUGGCGCAAUGUCCAUCACUCACACGAUUUGUAGUCAACAAGCACUUUAACGACCCGCUCAAAGUCGGCUCGUUGCCAAACACGCUCACCGAGCUCGACUUGAGGUCGAUGUUUGGUCGGCCCAUCGAGCCGGGUGUGCUCCCCGCCGGCCUGACGCGUCUGGCCAUGAGCGACUACUACAACCAACCCAUCCCGCCAGGCGUGUUGCCUGAGGGACUCACGGAUUUGUCGCUGGGCGACGAGUUUGAUCAACCACUCGUAGAGGGCGGCCUGCCCGCUAGCCUCACCAGGCUCUGCCUGAGCGAGAACUUCAACCAGGACAUCAACUCGGCUGUCUUCCCCAAGAGCAUCACGCACCUGGGCGUCAAACACAUGGUGCAGACAUUGUACGCGGAACAGUUUGCCGCCAGACCUGUCAACGUGCACUGCGAAAAGAACAUUGGCGAGAUGUUCAGGGGCUACUCCAACGUGCCAUUCAAUCAAUUGUCAUUUGGCGGCGUGUACAACUUUGGCCUGUCAGCCAUCGUCGCCUCUGAUCAAUUGGCGCAAUGCUAUGCACGUACCAAACUAUUGCUGAGGGCAUAUCCCAAUGCAUCAUCAUACCGAUUCGCACUUCAAUGGUCCACCACCUACGAGCACUUUGAAUGCCUGUUCAAAGUACGAUCACUUGGCAACAGCAAGGCCAUGCUCCACAUUCCAGACUGGCCCAAAGGUGGCUCAAUCACAACCAUCAUCUCAACAUCUGAUGAGGACAAU
Molecule: messenger RNA, 1263 nt
Organism: Acytostelium subglobosum LB1
Lineage: Eukaryota; Evosea; Eumycetozoa; Acytosteliales; Acytosteliaceae
Exons: 1
Source: RefSeq, a predicted model, not a curated record